This is a messenger RNA of Periophthalmus magnuspinnatus, 7533 nucleotides long. RefSeq names its product ArfGAP with RhoGAP domain, ankyrin repeat and PH domain 3 (gene arap3). The transcript has 35 exons. Gene Ontology annotation, biological process: positive regulation of GTPase activity; signal transduction. Lineage: Eukaryota; Metazoa; Chordata; Actinopteri; Gobiiformes; Gobiidae. Gene Ontology annotation, molecular function: GTPase activator activity; protein binding; phosphatidylinositol-3,4,5-trisphosphate binding. The record is from RefSeq and is a predicted model, not a curated record. Bases 190 to 5106 code for a protein of 1638 amino acids.
GAAACCGAGCCAAAUCGGGCCGGACCGAACCGAUAAGCUCCUAAAAACUACGAGCACUUUCAAACCAGUGCUCCACGGAGUCCUGCGCCAAACGAGAUGGACAGUAUUAGUCCCAGUGCUGCUCCUCAGUGAUGGACACACUUUCUGUCUUUGGUCCUGGACUUCCUGUUUACACUGGAGUCUGGAGCCAUGCUGGUCGCCAUGGAAACGCUGGACCAGAGCAGCAUCAGCACCAGUGAGAGCUCAGAGACCACUGAGGUCGAGACGCUGCUGUCCUCCAUUCACCUGGACAGAUAUGUGGAGAUUUUUGUUAAAGCUGGACUGGUUUGUGCCUCGGACUUGCUCUUCUUGGACCAGGACUCUCUGCUGAGUUUGGGGAUCACCGCCACUGGACACCGCAAACGGAUCCUGCGCCUGAUUGGCCACCUGCAACGCACUUACUGCCCCCAGCCAACCAACCAGAGCACCCCCAUGUUGGAUUCCAAGGACCCCAGAAGACUUGGACUUAAACCGGUCCCAAAACCUCGGACUGUCUUCAACCGCCGCCGCACCACUCCUGUCCACUUCGCUCCAUCGUCACAUGACCAGCACAAACCACUCAGGAGGCUCUCCCCACAAUCGCUCAGUCUAGACUCUGAAAAUCUGCCCAGCAACAGCAGCGUAACUUCCCACUCAAUGACGUCAGACUGUGAGACUCCGCCCGGUGACAAAUCGUCCACUCACAGGAAUCGAUCCAUGUCGGAUGCUAGCGCAUUCGUUCCACCUGUGCCCCCGCGGAUACGGCGUAGUUUUACCACUUUCUCCGCUCCUCCUGUUAAAGAAAACGUACUUCCUAUCACCACUUCUUCCCCAACGGUUAGUCCUACAGAUAUUCCCGAGUCUAGUGUUAGUCCUACGGGGAAUAAAAAACACAUAAAGUCCAGACCGAGCCGGAGCAGAUCGCUAACGGAUGUUUUACCUCCGAUUCCACCGCGGCAGAAUAGAAGUAACAAGAAACAGGAAGAGACAUUGGAUUCUAAUUGGACAGAAGGGAGUGAUGCGAUGGAGAUGGUGUCCAAUGAGAUUUACUGGGGGGCAACUCUCAGUGGGAGGGGUUACAGUCAGCAGGCCCCGCCCACUCCACCCAGACUGCCCACAGAAAGGAGUCAGGAGAGGAACAGCAGCAGCACUUUGAGCAACAACUCCUCUACGUCCACUAGAGCGUCCACAGAUGACCCGGAGGAGGAGAUCAGUCCGUACUGUGAGACCGUGUUCUCCAGGAGGACCCCGCUCCCAGAUCAGGUGGAUAGGAGCCGAGACCAAGGAGGCUCUCCUCACACUGACCCGGAGAGUCCUCAGAGUCUGUGGCUGAAGCGGCUUUCUCCACACGAGGCUCUGCCCCCCCACCUGGACGAUGACAUCAUCUCUCCAUACGCCAGUUAUACAUCUCUGAACGACAAGGCCCCGCCUGUCCUCAGCGGCUGGCUUGACAAACUCUCUCCCCAGGGGAACUAUGUUUUCCAGAAACGUUUUGUCAAGUUUGAUGGACAGAAUCUCAUGUACUACGGCCACGAGAAGGACGCCUAUCCCAAAGGUGUGAUUCCAUUGGCUGUGAUCCAGAUGGCCCGCCCUUCUAAGGACAACAAGUUUGAGAUUGUCACCAGCAACAGGAUCUUUGUGUUCAGGGCUGACAAUGAAGUUCUCAGGUCUCGGUGGGUCCGGACUCUGCAGGACUUUAUCAGGGAGCAGUUGGUCUUCGUGCGGCGCAGGUUUGGCCCUGGACUCCACUGUCAGAAACACGGGCCACUGGAGACCAAGGGCCACAAGUCCAAGGUCUACACCGCCAUCUACGGAGACCAGAUAUGGAUCCACAAGAACCAACAGUGUUUCCGAAAUGGGAUCGCUGUGACGGUGAUCGAGGCUCGUGGGGCCACCAUCCGAGACGGCAAACACAAGGGCUUCGACCUCAUCACACCUUAUAAGACCUUCAGUUUCAUCGCUGAAUCGGAGCGAGAGAAGAGGGAGUGGACCGAGGCUCUGCAGGAGGCCAUCUCUGAGACCCUGUCGGACUAUGAGGUGGCUGAGAAGAUCUGGUCCAACAAGUCCAACAGGGUCUGUGCUGACUGCAGAGCCCUGAACCCAGACUGGGCCUCCAUCAAUCUGUGUGUGGUCAUCUGCAAAAACUGUGCAGGUCAGCACCGGAGUCUGGGCACCUCUGUGUCCAAAGUCCAGAGUCUCAAACUGGACACCAGCGUGUGGAGCAACCAGAUCGUACAGUUGUUCAUCAUGCUGGGGAACGACCGGGCUAAUGAGUUCUGGGCGUCUCGGCUGCCGUCCUCAGAGGAGCUGGACUGUGACGCAGCUCCUGAGCUCAGGAGAGAGUUCAUCAGUUUAAAGUAUAGAGAGGGCCGGUGGAGGAGCCCCCACCCCAUCUUCAGCAGCCAACCACAACUGCUCAAGGUGCUGUGCUCUGCCGUGUCAGAACAGACACUGCUGAAAACCGUUACUCAGAUCUUCUCGGAGGCGGAGUCAGCGCGGUUAGCUAGUGAUGCUAACGGUUCCCAUGGAAACAGUUCUUUCACUGACCAGGCGCCACCUUCAGAUCCUGGAGUCUAUGAUGAGAUCAUGCAGCCUGUGCUCCAUUCGGGCUUCCUCUACAAGUCCUCCUCCGCACACAGAGGGACACUGUCCAGGAGAACCAGAGACGACUUCCAGAGGUUCUGGUGCAGUGUGGAUCGGUCCCUUGUCCUGUUUGAGACUGAGAUGAGUCCAGACCCAGUCCUCAACAUAAACUACAGAGACCUGCUGUGUCUGGGAGUGAGCCGACCCGACGGGAGCAAGAGGCGGAGCAAUGGCUUCAUCGACAGGUUCCGUUACACAUUUGAGCUGUACCUCUCCUCAGAGAAGCUCCUGCAGUUUGGGUUAGAGACAGCAGACGAGCUUCACAGCUGGACUAAAGCCAUUGGCAAGGCGUUCACCCCGCUGAGCUGCCACUGCCUGCUGUCCCGUGAGUUUGAGCGAGUGGGGGUGCUCAGGUACAGGGCCAUGUUAGACCCUCAGCAGUGGAGAGACGCCUUCUUUGUCCUACAAAAGUCCAACCUGUUCAUCUGUCCCAGCACAGACGGAGCAGCCGAGGACAUCAUCAACCUGAGGAGGCUGCAGGAGCUCAGUGUUUCCUCAGAAGGAGAAGGGGAGAAGAAGGACACCCUGGUUCUAGUGGAGAGAGGACGGACACUGCACCUCCAGGGGGUAGCCCGCACAGACUUCUCCCUGUGGUGUGCAGACAUCCAGAGGGCGUCUGGAGGGAGGGGCAACUCUCUGAGGGAACAGCAACUCAGCCGUAAUGACAUCCCCAUCAUCGUGGACAGCUGCAUUGCCUUCAUCACCCAGUACGGUCUGGGUCAUGAGGGGAUCUACAGGAAGAACGGGGCAAAGUCUCGGAUCAAACUCCUGAUGGAUGAGUUCCGUAAAGACGCGCGGAAUGUCAAAUUGCGGAUUGGAGACCACUUCAUUGAGGACGUGACCGAUGUGCUCAAGCGCUUCUUCAGAGAGAUCGAUGACCCCAUCUUCAUGAGUGACCUGCACCCCCUGUGGCAGGAGGCCGCAAAGAUUCCUCAGAAGAGUCAGAGACUGGACCGAUACAAAGAGAUCAUCAGGAGUCUGCCCCGAGUCAACAGAACCACACUGGCUGCUCUCAUCAGCCAUUUAUACAGGGUGCAGAAGUGUGCAGACCUGAACCACAUGUGCACUAAGAACCUAUCCCUGCUGUUCGCUCCGAGCCUGUUCCAAACGGAUGGCAAAGGAGAGCACGAGGUCAAGAUCGUGGAGGACCUCAUCGACAACUACCUCUACGUCUUUGAUAUUGACGAGGAGCACCAGACUCAGAUGGACCUGGAGAUCAGCCUGAUCACCAGCUGGAAGGACACUCAGCUCUCUCAGGCCGGUGACCUCAUCAUCGAAGUCUAUUUAGAGAUGAAGAUCCCAGACUGCUGCAUCACUCUCAAAGUGUCUCCAACCAUGUGUGCGGAGGAACUGACCAAUCAGGUGCUGUAUUUGAGGAAUGUCCCGCCCUCUGACAGAGACGUGUGGAUGACAUUUGAGGCCAUUGAAGAUGGACAGCUCGAGCGCCCCCUACACCCCAAAGAGCGUGUGCUGGAGCAGGCGUUGCAGUGGUGCAACAUGGCUGACCCUAGUUCUGCGUUCCUCAUCGUCAAAAAAGUUCCAAAAGAAGACGCCAUCAACAUAUUCACAUCGUACAAAAGUGAGGUGAUGAAGGUGGGCCUGCUGAGGUGCAGAGAGGAACCUCCAAAGCUGCUACAAGGGAACAAGUUCCAGGAGAGAACCUUCCAGAUCCAGGGCAACAAGCUGCGCCUCCUCAAGGAUAAAAAGAGCAUUAAACCUGAGAAAGAGUGGAGUCUGAAGUCCAUGAAGAUCUACAUUGGCAUCAGGAAGAAACUCAAAGCCCCUUCCAGAUGGGGCUUCACAGUGAUCUCACACAAACACCAACUGUUCCUGUGCUGCAGUGGGGAGGCAGAGCUGUGGGACUGGAUCACCUGUUUCCUCAAAGCUCAGAACAAUGAAGCGGCUCCUGCUAUCCUGCGCAGACACUCCUCCUCUGACAUCUCCAAGCAGAAGUUUGGGACCAUGCCAUUGGUCCCCAUCAGAGGAGACGAGAGCAACAGCAGCAUGCUCUCAGCCAAUCAGACGCUGAGAAAACUGCACGACAGAAGGACUCUCUCUAUGUACUUUCCAAUGACAGCGCAGCCUGAGGAGGACCCUGUCCCUGAACCAGACUCGUUCGGGGAGCCCCUUUACGAGGAGGUGGGGGACUUUGGCCUGCAGGUGCUCCAGUCUCUACAGACCAGCUUCAGAACCAGCAUUGCCGCGGAGACACAGGAGGUCCCUGCCCACUCACACCUCCACCUGCUUGCCACGGAGACGGGCAGCUGUCAGGUGAUCGCUGACGAACAAUUGGACUCUCUCUCCAGUCCCAGUUCUGAGGAACUGCUGCUGAAGGAGCUGCAGACUGCACUUGGGAAAAGUGUAGAAGAAGAACAGGCGCCAGAGGACCAACAAACUCCGGAGCAGAGGACAGUAGAAGAAGAGGAGAGGCCGUAUGACGUUUGAGCCAUGUCAGGAAGUGCUCCACUGUGUCCAGGCAUGUCCUUCUUCAAUACUGCAGAGCCAAGUUUUAUCAGAAUUUAACACACUUUUUUCACCUAGACACCAGAGUCAUGUGACCUGAAUGUAGUGAGCUGAGUGUCUGAAUCUUUCUGUGAAUGAGGCUCUAUUGACUCAGCUAAAGAGCGCAGGGCUGUGGAGUGAAUGAGGGAACAGGGGCUUCAGACACAGCCCUGGAUUAUACAUCAUAAAUCAAAUCAUCUCUUUGUGGGAAUCCUGUUGCCAUGGGGGCGUGGACCAACCCCAUUUACCGGUCUUGAUUUUGGUCUAGAUUCUGUUGUUUUUUAAUUUCUCUUAACAAAUAAGACAGCACUCCAAUAUGUUUGUGUCUACGGUCUCAUGGUCCGUUCCAGUCGUCCUCGGAGGUGGGAUUUUCAGAGUUCCGACUUCUACAUGACAACUGGAAUACCCCACGUUCUCGUAAUCCCUACUCGGAAAGUCUGAGAACAUUUCACAACAAUCCUGACAGCUAAAAUAUAGACUAGUAUAGUACUUGUGUGAUUUUCCCUGUAGUUGCUCCCUACUGCCCCCUGCUGUCUGUUAACCUGCUCCUGCUUUGAGCCUCUGCAGUUAUAAAUGUGCUGUUAUGCUCUGUUAUCCUAAUGUUGCUACACAGAGGUGGGUAGUACUCAGUUACAUUUAGUAAAUUCUUGGACCACUACUUUGGCCUGUGAUGAUAACAAAUUUUGAAGUGAGAUAUAGAUGAGAGUAAAUAUAGACAAUAAAUGAUAAUACUAAAACCAAACCAUAAAGCAGAAUUAUCCUCCCAAAAGUAUUCUAAAUGUACAAUAUAAAAAACAAAACAUAAAAACAAUUCUAAAUGUACAAAAUUGAAAGUCAGUUUGUGUCUAUAGAGAAUCAUAUUUCUUAAUUCAAACAUCUGCAGCUCAAAUCUCAUCAUAGUGCCUCACAUUGACCCAGAAUGUCCCUACUAGUACAAAGAAGUUCCCACAAUACACACUGACACCCAAAAAGUAUUGUUUCAUCUGUAUGUAUUCAACGAUAAGUCAAUAUAGUGGUCGUAUAGUCAGUGACAGUCCUACCACUACUUUGUACUUCUACUUGAGUAAUAUUAUUUUUGAAGUAGCGUUACUCAGUAUUUGGCUACUGUACCCACCUCUGUCUGUAAAUGCAAUAACGAUGUCCUUGUGACUAAAUCUGACUGGAUGCAUAUCUUGGAUGAUUUGAGCUCUUUCUUCAGUUUCAUGACUUGAUUUGUUGAGUUCCUCUGUGGGUUACUGGAGCACAGCAUCAGUAUUGGACUUUUUAAAGAUGCGGAAGAAAAAUUCCCACUCAAAGAUUAACAAAAGAAGAAGAGUAAACGGUAAACUUUUUAACAGAUUUUGACUGGUAAUCUCACAGUUUUCAGAUGUGUUUUUAAUCACAAACACCUGGCUGUAUUCAGGGCAGUUUUUGGCCUUAGUUAACAUUAUGGUUGCUAGGUAACAGCUAUAGAAUUAACUUUACAUACGUCAAAUCCAUAGACCUAGUGUAUAAAUGGACAUGACUAACCUGAUAGCCGUCGCGUUCCAAAUAGGAAGUGAUCCUAGACGUGCUUCGGGCUCCAUCGACUUCAAAUCUGUCGCCCCUCUCUGUAACUGCUUCUGUCAGGUUUGUCGUUUUGGUCUUAAAAUGUUCAUAUUUGCCCACUUUACAUGAUCCUGGUGUUCUUAUUUAGCUAUUUUGUUCAUAAAUCAAGAUAUGAACUAGCAUUAGCAACAGGUUUGAUUGACAGCGUUGCUAAGCGCCCGCUCUCUGCUAAACCAGUGGUGCAGGCGGACAGAGGCGUUACCUUCAACAGCCUCGCUCCGGAUUGGCUCUUUGGUUGGUUGGAAUUCUAUAUAUGGAACUCGUCUCCAAAUUGGGGGAAUAUUUGGCAUUGAUGAACUCUGAUUCAGUUCAUUUCUUAGACAUAAUCUGCACUUUAACAAUGGCACAAUGUUGGCCCAGGAAUUUAGUAUUUUCGAGUAUGACGCAAACAGUGAAACCUUCAAGAACAUGUGUGAAGAGUGGACUGUGAAGUGUAAAAAUGAGCCUUUGUGAAGAAGGACAUGUAUGAUAGAAUCAACAUUUUAUAAACCACAUUUUCUGGAUCUAUGUUGUGACUUUUCAAAGGGAAAUUUGUGUAAUGUGAUGUAAAAUGUGUAUGUCCCAUAGAGAACGAAUGUGUGUGCCUGCGUGUGUGUGCGUGCAUAUGUGUGUGUGCGAGAGAGAGAGAGAGCCCAGCCUCUGGCCCAUAGUCGUCCUCCUGCAGUCUCCUGUCUGUCCUCAUGUCGUCACUUAUAACUGCACCACAUACUCACAUGUAUUCUGCACGCAGGACCACUUUAUGACUGUAUAUAAAGAUUGUAAUAAACAUUCAUUUUUACAUAG